CACACACACACACACACACACACACACACACACACACACAAAUAAUAAUGUUGACAACUGGUUCGAGAAAGAGAAAUCCUCCGAUCGAGCCCGCCACUCCUCGCGGCGAUACAACCGUUUCUUUUCCUAGGUAAGAGGGAUAAAGGAGAUGACGCUUAGCGGAGAAAAUUGUAUUUCACCUCCUUCAUUGGAUAUUAAUAGAUGGUAAAUGAUCAUUGUGGUUUAAUUGUGCAUUCGAUCAUUACUCCCUUCUCAGUCGUCAUUUUGCAUAAAAAGGUAAGGUCCUAUUCAACUUGUUGUCCUAUUUGAAAAUGUAAGGUGCGUUUCACGUGUAUCGUUAACGAUUGCCGCUAACAGUUUAAGGAUGUAUUGCCCGUAUCUCGAGACGGAAAAAAUUAUGAAAAAAAUUACAAAUUAAUCUCACAUUGCACUUAAAAGUGAUACUAAAAGUCCGACAGUAAUUCGGAGCCUGGAUCAAAAGUUAUUCCACUUUAAAGGAGGUUCUGAGAUGAAGUAAGCAUAAGUCAAUACAUCUAUGAAUGUGUAUUUGACAGCUCACUGAAGUUGUCACCUCGAGAGAAUUUUCAACAAUCACCGGAUCCCCAAAAGAAUCUGAAAAUGCCGUGUAACACCAAGUUCGUUUGGUUGUUUUCAUUAGAAACCGCUAACCAUAGCGACUUUGACGGAAAGAGGCGAAAAGAAAUGGAUAUCGCGUCAGCGAGUAUAAAUUCUACUUACGCGACGGUUAGUCGGUUCCCGGUCUUUGAUAAAAGCAGUCACAGUUUUUCGUGUCUUCUAAUUAUUCAAGUGCAUUUUUGCUUCUUUCUCGACAUCUCUGUGUCUCUUAGAGAAUGUCAGUUCUUGCAAAAUUUCAGCUCAGUUAACUCCGAUUAUGAAUUAUUAACUCUGAUUAUGAAAAUAUGAAAGUGAGAAACGAUUAAGAUCACCUUAAUUAAACCUUAACGAUCACCUUAAACGAUUAAGAUCACCUUAAUCGUUUCUCACUUUCAUAUUUUCAUAAUCAGAGUUAAUAAUUCAUAAUCGGAGUUAACUGAGCUGAAAUUUUGUGUCAAAAUUUAUCCGUGAAUGACCUGCCAUUUAUUAUCCAUUUUGGUGAACAAUAUCUCCGACCACCGGCUUUGAGUGGUGACGUAGAUCACUCAUCUUCAUCGAGCUGUAUAUAUCUUUUUAUUCUCCCAAGGCGACGUAACCUGCCGAAAAUAUUCGAUCUUCCUCAGCCGUGAACAAGCUAAGAUAGCGGUGUUUCCCAGAAUUCAAUUUAAUUGCAGUAAAAGAAACCAGUAUUACUACUGACCGAUUCUUGUUUAAAAUAAUUUCAACAAUUGAAGAAUAAACGGUAUUAUGGACGUGAUUAAGUUAGAAACGAUCACUAUUAAAGAAGCAAUAGAGGUAGCAGGAGGAGACGAGCAGCUCUAUCAAGAGAUGCUCGAUAAAUUUCGGCAAUGGCUGCAACAGCAAUCUCACCUCCCACAAGAAAUUUCGGACAAUCGAUUACGGUACACUCUUUUAUCUUCGAAAUUCAAUUUUGAAAAAGCUAAGAGACGUUUGGACUUGAUAUAUACUCUUCGUAAUUUACUUCCUGAGAUUUUUGACGACUAUGAUCCGUUGAGCAAGAAUAUUACUCGAAUUCACAAAAGCGUGCAGUGGGUACCUUUACCAACAUUAACUCCGGAAAAGUAUAGAGUCUCUUGUUUUAAAUUGCUCCCCGAUGAGGAAUCCUUUCAUUUGCAUGAUAUAUUGAGAUAUGCGUUGAUGACAUUAGACAUACGUGCAAAGGAGGACACAGUUAAUUCUGAAAUUAUUAUUGCCGAUUAUACUCAUCUUACUUUGGGUCAUGUAUUAAAAUAUACGCCAAGCGUAUUAAAAAAAGUGGACCUCUGUAUGGAGGCGUACGGCAUGAGAUUCAAAGUAUUGUAUGCGAUAAACGCACCGCCUGUUUUCGAACAAAUGUUGGCGCUUAUAAAAAAAUUUUUGAAACCAAAACUUUUUGGUAGAAUACAAAUCGUCACAACCGGGAUAGAAUCGUUAUAUAACGAUUUGCCGAGGUCUAUUUUACCAGCGGAUUAUGGCGGUUAUGCGCCAUCAUUGGAUACUCUAACAGACAUGUGGCGGGCGAAACUAAUGGAACAAAGGGACUGGUUACUGGAUCAGAAUAAACUUAAGGUUAACGAGUCUCUCCGUGUUGAUUCCGUGAUAAAUCCGGAUGACUUGUUCGGAGUUUCUGGAACUUUCCGAAAGUUGGACAUCGAUUGACACUUUAUGAACAUUUUAUGGGUUUCUAGGUGAUAUAUAUUGUGGCAGUUACGUAUUACGAUACAUAUUACGCAAAAUAUGGAUAUUGCAUAUAAUGUUAAAAUAUCUUAAGCGAUUUUAUAUAUAAGGGAACAUGCAUGUAGGUCGUCGGGAAUAAACAUUUUC
Molecule: messenger RNA, 2439 nt
Organism: Dinoponera quadriceps
Lineage: Eukaryota; Metazoa; Arthropoda; Insecta; Hymenoptera; Formicidae
Product: alpha-tocopherol transfer protein-like
Exons: 9
Coding region: 1363-2274 (303 amino acids)
Cellular component (GO): membrane
Molecular function (GO): phosphatidylinositol bisphosphate binding
Source: RefSeq, a predicted model, not a curated record